Molecule: messenger RNA, 2574 nt
Organism: Lichtheimia ornata
Lineage: Eukaryota; Fungi; Mucoromycota; Mucoromycetes; Mucorales; Lichtheimiaceae
Exons: 7
Coding region: 1-2574 (857 amino acids)
Molecular function (GO): protein binding
Source: RefSeq, a predicted model, not a curated record
AUGGGUUAUUCGAUAGGACCAUUAUUUCAUCAAGAGACUCGUGCAACGGGUGUCAACGAUGUGGGUUUAUCCUCGGCUAUACUCAAUGAUACAAUUUACAUUUUUGGCGGCGGACAUGGCUCUUUGUGGUCUUUGCCCAUUGAUCAAAUCAAUGCCGACCAUUUGGGUCUUGCCUCUCUUUCACCUCAGCCCAACAUUACACGCUAUGCUCCUCAAACAAUCGCCUUUCAAGACAGCUUCAUUGCUCUCGGUGGUGACAUGAACGGCAACAAGAUUGCACUGCAACAAUACAAUGCUUCAAAAUCAACUUGGGAAACUUGGAAUGCAGCAACAACAGCCCCUUUGAAUCGUGCUCAACACAGCGCGGUCGUGACACCCGAUGCCAAAGCUGUGCUCUUAUUUGGUGGAAAGACGAAUGCUACCCAUGGCGCAAACGAUUUCUGGUCAUUGAGUACGCACAACAAGGAGUGGAAACGGUUGUCUAUGCCUGGGAACCAUGAUCGAUUUGGUGGUGGACGUUGUGGACACACAGCAAGUAUGCUAAGCAAUGGGCUGAUGGUUGUCCUGGGUGGCUAUUAUUGCAAUGCAAGUGGUGGAGAGCGACGUCUAGCAGACUUGGAUCAUGCCUUGGUCUACGAUUCAAUCAACAUGGCAUGGAGGCGACAAGAGUUGAUAGGAAAUGUACCUGCCUCAAGGAUAUUUCACAGUGCAGUUACAGUACAACACGAUCGUAUCAUGAUUUGUGGUGGUCAAGAUGGUGCCUUGGAACCCUUCCAAACCUACAUUUCAGCCCACAAAAUAUUGGAUCAAAUGGCAGCAAUGCUCGACACCAACACUUGGACUUGGUGUUUGGCAUACCCAUCACCCAACUAUCAGCCUUUUCCUCAAUCAAUGGGGAUUGCCUUACCAGUGGAUGGCAACAAGAUGAUUUAUGGAAUAGGGGAAUCGUAUUAUUCAGUACACGAUGGGCUCUAUAUCCUCGAUAGUGACAAUCUUCAAUGGCUACCUCAAAAGCUUGAGAUGACAUGGAUCAACGAGAAGCAAGGGAAUUCACCAAUAUGGAUGAGUGGAUGGGGGAUUGCAGCGCUAUGUUUAUCGAUCGUUCUAUUUGCGACAAUGGGCUGGAUCAUUUGGCGACUUGGAAGGCGUGUUCCAAUUGUAUUAUAUCAUGGAUUAUUGGCGAUCAAAAAGAGUGUAUGGAGUCCAAGGCCUGGUGAACCAACCUGGGCAGAAAUGUUACGACUUUGCCUUCGAACGCUCUUUGUGGUUUAUCUCAUAUACCUGUGCUUUGCAUUGAUGAUACAAGUAAUCAACAGCCCGAUUGUCGAUCAACAGUAUUAUAAGGAGGAGCAUGACUAUACGGUGGAUGUACCAGAUGUACGAUUCUGCUUUGAUGGAUGGGAUCACGCCAAUGCACCUUCAGUUCGCUGUAGCACGGAUUUUGGACAACAAUGCUCGCAGUACAUCCACACAUUCUUUCCAGACACGGCGUCAUCUAUAUCGCGUACUUGUGCCUUAUUUCGUGCACCAUCCACUUUUCGCCUUGGGCCAACAUCUAACAGGCUGGCUGCAUCCAUGGGCUCGUAUCUCAAGUUUGACUACUAUGGCACACCGCCACCAUCACCAGUACCUGCUGAUGCGCAAGAUGAUAGCAUGGGACCUCGAAUUCAGAUGACCUUGUAUCAUAAGGAGCAUGAUCCCAAUAUGGCCAUGUACGACAUUCCAGGUCUUCAACAACAAUCAUCCUUUGCUUGGCGAUCUGAAUAUGAAGAAGCGCAAUUCUUAUCAACCGAACAACAACAGCAACCUCAUGCAUUUCAGUUUGCGCUUGAGCCACAUCGAGUGCACACAGGCAGCUAUAUGCUUUUGGAGCGAAUUGUAUUGGAUGAAGACUCGUGGUGGAACUACAUUGGUUUUGCAUCAGAUACUGAGACGCGAUACGAGUUGGAUGAACAUCACGUGACGGUCCAUGCUGAGCCAACGGAUGCUCGAUACAGCACUGAACCUGCACCCUAUGGCUCUGUGCACUUGUUCCCAGUCAGCUUUGAAACCAAGGUGAUCAGUGAACAGCGAGCGUUUACUUUAGUCAAUGCACUCGGCGUGGUUGGUGGCAUGUUUGGUUUAUUCAUGACCAUCGAAAGUGCGUUAUGUGGUUUUCGUCCAAGGUCACCCCUGGGUAUUUUUCAUCGAUGGUCCAUUGGGCAAAUGCGUCAAUCUUUAUUGCGAGGUUUGCAAGCCAUGUUUUCUUCCCACGAAGGUGAUGUGCCCAUUGUUCAUCCACUCAAGCGAGAGCCUACAGCCAAAAAGAAACCUGCUGCUCAUCAUGGCGAUGAAGGGAUUGUUCACGACAAGAACGAUGAAAUAGUGGAAGAAGAUGAUCAAGAUGAGAAAAGUGAUGAAAAACGUAUGGAAAGACUCGAAUACCGAUUACACACACUUGAACGAUUGUUCCAAGCUUAUUACAUUGACGAUGAAAUCUUUCGAUCAUUGGAUCGGGCUCAGCUGGCAAAAGAAGAUCGUGGUGAUGAACGAGGUCAAAAACACACUAGUAGAAUAUGGCGAAGGCGCAAGUAG